AUGCAAGCACUGCGCCUGGCGCGUCCCCGAGCCCCCCUCCGCCCGUACGCUCGCUCCCUCACGGCGACGGCCAGCGGGCACGCGUCGGCGGCCGCAUCCGCGUCGUCCUCGUCAUCAGCUGUCAUUCCGCUUUCCAACGUAGAGGCCCAGUGGGAGCAGCUCUCGCCCGACGAGCAGCUCGCCGUCCACCAGCAGCUCGAGGAGGUUCAGAAGAAGGACUGGAACAGCCUCUCGGUCGACGAGAAGAAGGCGGCUUACUACGUCGCCUUUGGCCCCCAUGGACCGCGUCGCCCGGAUAACCCCCCUGGUACUGGCCCGAAGAUCUUUCUCGCCACGGUUGCUGGUAUAGCCGUUGCUGGCGUUCUUUUCGCCGCCAUCAGGUCCCAGGCCCCGCCUCCGCCGAAGACGAUCAGCAAGGAGUGGGAGGAGGCUUCGAACCAGCGUGCUCUGGAGCAAAAAGCGAACCCCAUCACCGGUAUCUCUUCCGAGGGAUACAGCGGCAAGGGUUUCGUCACGCACAAGUAA
Molecule: messenger RNA, 525 nt
Organism: Rhodofomes roseus
Lineage: Eukaryota; Fungi; Basidiomycota; Agaricomycetes; Polyporales; Fomitopsidaceae
Product: cytochrome c oxidase subunit IV
Exons: 4
Coding region: 1-525 (174 amino acids)
Biological process (GO): mitochondrial electron transport, cytochrome c to oxygen
Source: RefSeq, a predicted model, not a curated record